Messenger RNA from Danio rerio (zebrafish), 5736 nucleotides. Lineage: Eukaryota; Metazoa; Chordata; Actinopteri; Cypriniformes; Danionidae. The record is from RefSeq and is a predicted model, not a curated record.
AUAAUAAAUGCAGGUGAACCAAUCGCAGCUGACGAAGAUGCGGCGUAAAGUUGAGGGGUUUGUUAUUUACCCUCCCCCUUGAAAGUUUAUAUGAAAAAAAGGAUCCCAAGACAAGGCCGAUCACGUGGCCUCCUUCGAAAGCAGCGAUUGGUCAAAACCACAGAGAAGGCGUUGCAACGACGGCGGCGUGGGUUCGCUUGAGUGACACAAUUAUAACAAGUUUGAGCUGGCGACUAGGGGGAAGUUUCAGAUAUUACUAAAUAACAAUUUACCGUUAAACCCUGCAUUGCUCGUUCUACAUGCAUUUUGGUGUACCUGCUACCCGCGACUCAUUCAUGUCGAGGACAAUGUGAAAAAUUGGGUGUUCCGAGGAAAUCAUUUCCCAUCUGUUCAUUUUUUGGCGUUUAGCUCUACAAAAGAGGUACUCUGCUUGCGGUGCGUAAAUAUUUUCACUGGAGUUUUUUGUCUAUGAAAUCGUGCGGAGUGUCGGUGGCCGCUGUAGCUCGCGCUGCUGCUGCUGCUGCUGCUGGUGGUGAUGAGGAAAAGAAAAUGGCGGCGGGAAAAGCGAGAGAAACCGAGGAGGACUUUCCGAAGCUUACGCCGCAAGAAAGGGAGCGCUUAGCCAGCAUAGACAGCACACUGUUUGGAUUUCAGAGGCUUCAUGAAGAUGGCGCCAGAACGAAGGCCUUGCUGUUAAAGGCUGUUCGCUGCUAUGACGUCUAUAUUUUAAAAGCUGAAGGGAAAGUGGAGCCAGAGGUGUUUUGCCAGUUAGGUCACUUCAACCUUUUACUGGAAGAUUAUCCUAAAGCAUUAUCUGCAUACCAGAGAUACUACAGUUUACAGUCAGACUACUGGAAGAAUGCUGCCUUUUUAUAUGGCCUUGGUUUGGUUUACUUCCAUUACAAUGCUUUUCGAUGGGCAGUGCAGCUCACCCCCUCAGAUGCCCAAUCUGGACAGAGAAGGGCGAUCAAAGCAUUUCAGGAGGUGCUUUACAUUGACCCCUGCUUCUCAAGAGCCAAGGAGAUCCAUCUGCGACUCGGUCUGAUGUUUAAAGUCAACACGGACUAUGAGUCAAGCCUCAAGCAUUUUCAGCUGGCAUUGAUUGACUCCACACCCUGCACUUUGUCCAAAGCUGAAAUUCAGUUCCACAUUGCUCAUGUAUAUGAAAUUCAGAAGAAAUACCGCAUCGCAAAGGAAGCUUACGAGAGUCUGUUACAAACAGAAAAUCUCCCUGCACAGGUGAAGGCAACUACGCUCCAACAAUUAGGCUGGAUGCAUCACACGGUCGAACAGUUGGGAGAUAAAGCAAACAAGAACAGCUAUGCUAUUCAGUGUCUGCAGAAAUCCCUAGAAGCAGACCCCAAUUCUGGACAGUCUUGGUACUUCCUGGGCAGGUGCUACUCAAGUAUUGGGAAGGUUCAAGAUGCCUUCAUAUCUUACCGACAGUCUAUUGAUAAGUCUGAGGCCAGUGCAGAUACAUGGUGCUCAAUCGGUGUGUUGUAUCAGCAGCAGAACCAGCCGAUGGACGCACUGCAGGCAUAUAUCUGUGCAGUACAGCUGGACCACAGCCAUGCGGCUGCCUGGAUGGACCUGGGCACGCUCUACGAGUCCUGUAACCAGCCACAGGAUGCCAUCAAGUGCUACAUCAAUGCCACGUGCAGCAAGUCCUGCAGUAACAUCCCAGCUCUAACUGCUCGCAUCAAAUGCCUCCAGGCUCAGUUGUGUAAUCUUCAGCAAGGUAGUUUACCAAGUAAAAGUAAAAUGCUCCCUAGUAUUGAGGAGGCGUGGAGCCUACCAAUCCCAGCAGAGCUCACCUCCAGACAGGGAGCGCUCAACACGACCCAACAGCAAACCACCUGCAAAGCUCAUCAGAGCAAUGAAGCCCAGUCUCAAAUCCCAAGCCAGUCUCUUCCUCCUCAUGUGCUCUCUGGCCAGACAGAAGACCAGUCCAGCCCGGCCAAGAAAAAGAGGACCACUAGUCCAGCCAGGAAUUCAUCAGAUUCCUGGACAAAUGAUCCAGGUCAUCAUCAGAUCUCCAACUGGAGUUUAACCCCACAGAAACUUCAGCUCCUGGAACAGUUACGGAACAACAGAGCCAAUCUGAAGCCAGUGCAGCUGCAGAUGCUGGAACAGUUGGAAAAGCAACUGAGUCUAAUGCAACAGAAUCAACAGACAAGGCUGAAUGCCAUGGGUCAGAUACGACCCAGUGUGUCCAACGGUCCUGUAGCCGACUCUUCACUGCCUACAAACUCUAAUUCCACACCUUCCCCUCACCAUCCACACAUCGCUCUGUCUCGCACACCCUCUGCCCUCACACGAUGCGCUGCUCAGCCAAUAGCCAACGGACCUGUCCCUGCGAGCCCCGUCCCAUGCAGCACCGCUGGUACCCUGGGUAACACAGAUGCCGUCUCUGUGGGCAAUAAUCAUCUCCCAGGAUCGGGGAGCAACGGAAAUGUGCCUUACUUGCGGCAAAACGCACUACCUCAUAACUGCACAACCCCCACCAGCAGCAGCAUGGAUGAUGAACAGUGGAAAAGCCAACACAUCAACUCCACUCAGGGGCUUCAGAAAAGUCCAGGUUCAUAUUCAGCAGGUCCUAACGGCGAGCAGCCUUUCUCUUCCACUGGGACGUCCCAGCCUUCCCCGGCAGCCGGCACUGGCGGUCCAAAUCAGGUCGGACAUUCGGCCACAGCCAGCGACACGCAAGCGCAGGAGGCCAGUCACAAUCACCUCCCCUCCCCGAGCUCCCAGAGCUCUGCUACCUCAGGUGGACAGCAAGGCACGGUGAACACCAAAGAGAGCAAGCCUUCAGGAAACGGGCAUUCCGUGGGGACGCCUAACAGCACUGCCACUGCAGAGGGACUGCCUAAUCAUGUCCAUCAGGGCCAGGCAGACACUGCUGGGGCGAAACCCCGUUCACCAGGUGUACUUAGUUCAGACAAUCCACAGCUCUCGGCCUUGUUGAUUGGAAAAGCCAAUGAUAGUAAUAAUAGUAAUGGAGGAGGGUCGGCGGCUGCUGGCACAAAGGUUAACAAUGUUCACCCGAGUCUGCACAAGCCGCAGGAAAACUCGGUGGCUUCUUCUCCAUGUUCUGCCAUGUCUGCAGCUUCGCCCUCACCCAAAACUGCAGACCACCACAGUACUCAGAACAGUGUUAACAGCCUUAACAGCCCCACGCUCAACGGCAAAGGUCUGGAGGACUCUCAGAGCCCCUUGAAGGUGGCUUCUCCACUGGUUUGUCAUAAACCAACGCCUCCGUCGUUCACUCUGUGGUCCUCUGUGUCCAUCUACCCCAGCUCCAGUGAUGUGCUCAAAGCAUGCAGAAACCUGGGGAAGAAUGGUGUGUCCAAUAACAGCAUCUUACUAGACAAGUGUCCCCCUCCACGGUUACCACCUCCACCCAUCCCUCCUCUGCCAAAGGACAAACUCAAUCCUCCAACCCCUAGUAUUUAUUUGGAGAACAAGAGGGAUGCUUUCUUUCCACCGCUGCACCAGUUCUGCACAAACACAGCCAACCCUGUAACAGUGAUCCGUGGCCUGGCUGGAGCACUCAAGCUAGACCUUGGAUUAUUCUCCACCAAGACUCUGGUUGAGGCUAACCCAGAGCACCUUGUGGAGGUGAGGACUCAGUUGUCUCAGCCCACCGAUGAGAACUGGGAUGUGACAGGGAGCAGGAAGAUGUGGCGGUGUGAGAGCAGUCGGUCUCACACCACCAUUGCCAGAUAUGCUCAAUACCAGGCCUCAUCUUUCCAGGAAUCAUUGCGGGAGGAAAAUGAAAAGAAAGGACAGAAAGACCACUCGGAUACGGAGUCUGCUCCAUCAGAAAAUGUGGUGCGGAGAAGAAGAGGUCCCUUUAAGCACAUCAAAUUUGGAACCAACAUUGAUUUGUCAGAUGAGAAAAAGUGGAAGCUGCAGCUGGCUGAGUUGAGUAAACUGCCUGCCUUCGCACGGGUGGUGUCUGCAGGGAAUCUGCUCAGUCAUGUGGGCCACACAAUUCUCGGCAUGAACACAGUCCAGCUCUAUAUGAAGGUCCCGGGCAGCAGGACACCAGGUCAUCAAGAAAACAACAACUUCUGCUCUGUGAACAUAAACAUUGGCCCUGGAGAUUGUGAAUGGUUUGCCGUUCCUGAGCCGUACUGGGGUGUCAUGAAUGAUUUCUGUGAAAAGAAUAAUAUUAAUUAUCUAAUGGGAUCUUGGUGGCCAAAUCUUGAGGACUUGUAUGAGGCAAAUGUUCCAGUGUAUCGCUUUAUCCAGCGACCAGGUGAUCUGGUCUGGCUCAAUACAGGGACUGUGCAUUGGGUUCAGGCUAUUGGCUGGUGCAACAACAUUGCCUGGAACGUAGGACCACUCACUGUGCAUCAGUACAAGCUAGCGGUGGAGCGCUAUGAGUGGAACAAACUCCAGAGUGUCAAAUCCAUCGUUCCCAUGAUUCACCUCUCCUGGAAUAUGGCCAGAAACAUCAAAGUGUCAGACCACAAGCUCUUUGAGAUGAUCAAGUACUGUUUAUUGAGGACACUAAAGCAGUGUCAGAUGCUGAGGGAGGCUCUCAUAGCUGCUGGAAAAGAGCUUGUUUGGCAUGGAAGGACCAAGGACGAACCUGCUCACUACUGUAGCAUCUGUGAGGUGGAGGUCUUUGAUCUGCUGUUUGUCACCAGUGAAAGUAACUCAAGAAAGACGUAUGUGGUUCACUGCCAGGGCUGCGCUCGCAGAUGUAGCCCUAACCUGGACAACUUUGUGGUUUUAGAACAGUACAAAAUAGACGACCUCAUGCAAGUGUACGACCAGUUCACAUUAGCUCCACCUCUGCCCUCCUCCUCCUCAUCUUGACGUUAACAUUAAUGGUUCUUCGGAUAAAACCCUGGAACGCAACGCAUCCCUUUCUGAUAUUCAGGAGACCUGACCCAGUUCCACACCACUGGUUUCUGUAGCAAACCCCACAAGACUGCUGCUUCUAAGCUGUUUUGUCUAUGCAACCUUGCCAAGUUUGGAGAUUCGGACCUUCUCCAUCUUCAGGACUGUUUCAGCUUGUUCAGCACCACUUCUCUCUGAAACACAAACUACAAAUAGACUAAAUGCUGAAGAAAAAUGGUUUUGUGUAUAUACCACAAAUUGCAAAUCACUCAAAACUACUGACUUUUCUUUUUUUAUUUUACUGUUGCUUUAAUCCUCUCAUUUUUUCCCCUUUUUGUUUGUUUUUUCUUUUUCUGUACUUCAUGUACAAGCUGAUACAUGAUCAUUUUCUUAUUUCCUCUUGAGUACAACCAUAGCCGAGCUUUUUUUUGUUCAAUGUUUUCUUUAGGUAACAAAAGAGAAAUUUGUAAUGUGAAUUUUUUUUUUCUUUUUAAAAUGCUUUUUUUCUUGUCUUUAUUGGGGGGAAAUGUUAAGUUGUGGGGUAGCGAAGUCACAAAGAAAAAUGGGUUGCACAUAGACUAAGGAAUAAACUUUUUAAUUUGUGUUUUUUUGUGUUAUAUUUCUAAUCUUGUUGUAAAUUUACACUAUUUAUAAAUAUUUAUUGCUUGGAAAUAUUUGUUGAUGGAAUGCUGUUAUUUUUUUCCAGAGUUCCUGCCAUUAAAUUUUAUGGAGUAAUGUCAUUUUGAACAUUUCUCUUUUUACAUUUUCUAUACAUGAAUAAAACUGCUUAGCGAGCAUUGUACAGAAACAUGAAGAUUGAUAUGGUUUAUGGGUUACUAAUCAGAGUUGUCUUUGUAAUUAAAAUAUUCUCCUUUUGUGAUGAAA